AUUUAGUUCCUCAGUCAGCUAUUUCAUAGACACCACCUCCAUUUAUUAGAGCCCAGUAACGUUUCAUGAGAGGUCCUGUCUCCUGAUUGCCACGGGAGGGUGAAUUGCUACAUUAUUUUAGCCAGGGAAUGAGUCACACAGUAGAACUGCUUUGUUCCUGCGUGCAUUGGGUAGAGAUCAGCUUUGUUUUAUUGCUUUUUACUGCUUAUAAGGAGCUGCCGGUAUGAGAAACAAGCAAGCUUCACUAAUCAAAGUGAAUGUCCUUUACCCAGAGAUAGAACGUCUGUGCGGUGGUUCUGGAGCAAGUUCUAGUUAUUUAGCAAUCAGAUCUGGAGAAGCUGAGCGAGUUAAUAUGUGUAUCACUGCUACAAGCAGAAGAGAUGGCAGGGGUAACAAUAGCAAUGUGCCUGCCAAGAAUUCAAAUAGUCAGCGUGAGCAACAUCUUGGGGAUUGCAAGCAAGAAAGCAACAGAGGUAAGUGCCCUUAAUACCCACCUACAGUUUUGGAUGGGUUCUGACACACCAGUUGUUGCCCACUGUACUUCUAAGGGGAUCCUGGGUAAUAUUAGGCCCCCAACUCUUGGGAAUGCCAAAAGUAAGUCAUUACUGUUUUAGAGCAUCUGGGGUUUAUUGUUCUAAGGAAUAAUUCUGGGGCAAAAGUCUAAUAAUGCUCAUUCUCUCUAAAAGCUCUGUUGGUAUCCAUGGUGAUUGCUCCAGUUUUAGAACCCUGCUCUAGAAUUGCUUCUAACGUUCUAAUCUAGAACCAACCCCACUUUUCCAGCACUCUGCAAAAUGAUGGGGCUUCAAACACAUUUUUGUGGGAAAUGUUUAUGAGCUCUGUAUGUGAAAAUGUAUUGUUAAUGUAUACAGAACAUAAGUAUAGCAUUGUGUUCAUGACAAAUUAGUGCUGGGGUUUAUAUAGGAAGUAAGUUAUUCAAGGAUUUUACUGAGUCAUUUAUUGUUUUAUUUCUGGCUGGCCUUGUGUAAUCGGUGUUGUAAUUCACCGGAAUUGCAGUUGCAAUUUUCUGAUCCUUUAUAAAUGGCUUUAAUAAUUGUUAAAUUGUGAGGGUGAUACUUCCAUGCUCUACCUAUGGUGAUGGUUUAGGCUUGUGUUUUGCAUUAACUGGGGCCCUUUCACAAGGCUUUAAUUCUUUCUUUUUAUGACAAAAUGUUAGGCAAUUUCCUUUAUCAAUGAAGUUAUGAAAAGCCAUAGAUAAACAGUGGCCCCUGUGUGUGGUUUUGCUUUUUUUUUUUUUUUAAGUGAACGUGUCAUGGAGACUGUAUUCACAUUUAUGUAUAACCUUCUUGUUAGUGUAAAUAUCAAUAUGGACAUUUACCCAAAAUGUGUUUCCUCCACACACAGCAUGGCGCCUAUACUGGGUAGGGAUGCUGUCCUGUCGUCAAUGGGAGGCCGGCCUCAGAGCAGUGGCUAUGGUCCCCUUUAAGUCUUAACCGCCAAUAGCAUAGCAGUAAAGCCCAAGAAGGUAGAAAGUUAUGUAUAGUACAAUAACUUUUAACCUAUACAUUUGCUAGCAGUUUGGCCUGGUGAAAUUGUAUGUGCUCUUAGGUUAAACCUAAGCCAUGUUCGUGAUUUCAAUUCUACCAAGUCUGAAGAGAUCCAUUUUUUAUUUUUUUUAAUGGCCAAAAUCCUUAUGUAUCUGUUACUACGCCUGGUAGAUUGCUAGAAGCAUGCUAUUAAGAAGUGAUCCCAGUAGUAUAUAAAAUGUGCAAAAGGUAAACUGGUGAUUCAGAGGACUCCCCCACCCCCUUUGUUUGUCCCCUUCCGUACAGAGAUCAAGACUGUCUCCUAGAAGUCACAUCAACUCUUCAGAUUUUUGUCCUAUCCAAUAUUAUAGAAGAGCAUUGGUGACAGAAAGCUGUGUUCCUCCAGUCAUCUGCUGUCUAGUUGAAGCAUUUAAAGGAACACUUGAGCAAUGCAAAGCUGUGUCCCCUCUGGUCCUGCACCCCUCCCUCGUCAGAGCCACAAAAGGGGUUAAAAAAAAAAAGCCCUUUCUUUUACUUACCAGAUUCCAGCAUAUUGGCGCAGGAUCACACUACUCCAUUGCCAAUGUCCGCCAGCAGUCUUGGCACUAGAGGCAGUCUGGGUGCCUAUAGUGUCCCUUUAAGGAGGUUAGCUGUCAGAGCAGAGUUUGACUCUGUUUUUAUAGCAGAGCUGCCUGUAGUAGCUAUCAGGAAGACAUUCCCUAGAUGUUUGUUUAAACCUGCAAUGGGAAACAUUUUUGUAUCUACUAAAUGACAAUGUUUCACUUUGCAGAGUUAAAAUGACAGGGGCACUGCACCCAGACUAAAACAUUAAAAUGGAAUGUUCUGGGUGCUUAAAGUGUCCCUUUAAUCUAUGAAGAGCACUGGGGAUCUAAUGUGCAUACUAGCUUCCCCAUAGAUCAAUGCUUUCCUAUGGUGGCCGCAACAUGAUGUGACCGUUUUACUCGUCUUUGCGGUGGAAGCGCCUCUAGUGGCCACUUCUUAAAUGUAAACAUUGCUGUUUUUGAAAAACUGCAAUGCUUUACCUUGACUAGUUAAAGGGACAUGAUCAUCCCUUCUGUUCUUUAAAAUGGUCUGGGUGCAGUGUCUCAGUCCCCUUAAAUCUGCAAUUGUAAUAAUUGCACUUUUGGAUAAAGUGCAAUAAUUGCCUUGCAGGGUUAAAGGGACACUUCAGUGCCAGGAAAACAAACGUUUUCCUGGCACUGCAGGUACCCUCUCCCUCCCACCACCCAUCCCAUGUUGCUGAAGGGGUGAAAACCCCUUCAGUGCCUUACAUGAGACCCCCGCUGAUGGUUUCGGGUCCGCCCACGCUCCUCCCCCGCAUGCGCGGCCGCCGGCGGGGGAGACCUAAUGCGCAUGCACGGAAAUGCCACGUGCGUGCGCAUUAGACCUCUCCAUAGGAAAGCAUUGAAAAUUGCUAAUUCUACCUCCUAGUAGUUGUCUACCAAACAGCCACUAGAGGGACUACCUGGUGGUUAGGUGACUUUUGGUUCCCUAACUGACACUGGACAUCCUCACGCUAUGUAUGAGGACAUCCAGUGUCACCCAAUGCUUUCCAUUGGUGGAAGUCCUAAUGCGAGCAAGUGGGGACUGGGACACUAGGGAGGGGACCUAAUGCUCUCCACCUGCAUUCACCCACUGGUGAGUGGGGACAAUAAUGAUAUUCUAGGCGGAGGGCAUAUCUACUGUAAAAUGCCCUUUUAAUAUGUGGCAGUGCGGGCCAGGUUACCUAAUUAUUGACUAGGGCACUAUUGUCACGUAUACAUCCACUCCAAACGCUAGGCUAGGCACAACAAUAAUCACCUUUCCAGAAAUAGGAAAGGUGCUGCUCGGAUGUCCUAUGCCAUAAGGCCAGGGUUUUGCGACAUGCCGGUGGACACCUGCCACUGUGAAUCCACGCUGUUAUAUAGCCCCACGUCAGCCCCACGUCUGUCCAGUGAUAGUGACGUUGACGUGUGGGUAACGGCACACAGAGGACUCGCAGCCUUACUUUUUGGGGUCAAUGGCCGGAUACGGCCAAUCGGCUCCACUAUAGGGAUAUUUAAAUUUGCUCAUUUUUUCCACUCAUUGCUCUGUCGUGGUUUCCCUUUGCUGGUUAUCCGAGAGUGUGUUCCUGAUCGUGUUUCUUUGGCUUUGUUUUGACUUCCCUGAAUUCUGGUUUCCCUGACUAUUUGCUAUUCCCUGCAACUGUGUUCUUGACGUCCGCUAGUAUUUCAACUAUUGUCAGGUACGUUAAGUCUGAUUAUUCUAAGGUCCAGUGAGACGUUAGUCCUAGGUGUGAUACUAUUCUGCGUGCUGGAUCAACUAGUAUCCUGACAACUAUAGCGUUGGGAACAGAUAUUUGUAUUCCUAACACUGCAGUGCUCCUUUAAAUAACCCUACCACUCUAAUAAUAGUGAGGAGGGCCAAUAAAAAUUAUACCCGGAAAAAACUCUAUUUACCAUAAGAAACCUUUCUGCUAGCUGUUUUCUUUAUACCGCAAAAAUGACAAAAUAAAAUCCAUAAUCCCCGACACAACAAAUAAAAGGAAAAAAAAUGCAAAACCGCGACACAAUAAAAAUAAUCGAUCUUCGCCCUGCAUGGGCUCUGUAUAGACUGAGCUCUCUUAGUAGUUAACGCCCUUAUAAAGGCUUUCCAUGCUAUGUAAUAUCAGUAAUGCAUUUCUCCAUUCUUGCACUACACAAAAUGCCCCAGAAGUGCUUGCACAACCAAUAUCUCAUCUGUUCCAAAAGUUUUGGUAUUCUAGAAAUUUGAUCCCUAAAUCAAUGUAGUCUGACCUAAAAUGGCCUAAACCUGCAAGCCUUAAAUGGUUUUGAUGUGAGCUGACCACAUAGAAGCAGUUUUAUAGAUUUCCACAUAAGGUUUUAAACAUUUUAUUGCACAUUGACUUGCUUUAUUUAGAUUAACCUUUUCCGAAAGCAAUGGAAUUGUAGAAGCAUCUUCAUCUAACUGCAAAACAGUGGCUUAUGUAUGCAGGAUGGUAUUACAAUCAUGAAUUGUAGUUGGUAUUUGCUGCCACCGCCACUUAGACGCUAACAGUAACUUAGAUGAACUUUUUUAAGUAUUUUAUAUUUUGGUUGCUACAGUCUACACAGCAGUUGAAGUUGUAAAUGAAGAAGGAUUUAGGGAAUGAGUGUCCUGUCCUAAUCGACAAAGCACAUAUAAAACUUAGAAACCUCAGGCUUACACAUGUGGUGAGGUUAUUUCACAUAAAGGGAGAUUUAAAAAGUUCCAAUAUGUGUGGUUGCUGUUACCGUAUGAAAAUAACCCUGAUGCUGUAUAUUUGGUAAAUAGCUAUAGCCAUAGUUCCCUUUUAAAGGGGCAGUAUAGACACUAUAUAAGCAUGUAAUCUCCUCCUUGAAUUGCUUAUAGUGCCUUAAGACCUGUGGCACUGUUCCUCCAUUCAGUGUUAAAUCGUUUUCAAGCAGUUUAACACUAAAUACGUGUCACUGGUCACUGACAGCCCGGCUCCUCCUGGAGGUAUGGCUAAGGCAGAGAUUAAAUACUUCCUCUAAGCCAUACCGAUUCAUACCAGCAAUGGGUGCUGUGAUAGGCAGAAUGUGGUCAGCUGACACAUUCCGCUAAUAACAUCUACCCUUUGCUGCUCAUGCUAUUACUUCCUCGUUAGUCUAGGACUCUCGUUUAAUAUUGAAUGGAAGGAUGGCACUAGAGGAUUUAAGAAACUUUUACAACUUCUCUGAAGGGGCAGUGUUUACACUGCUGAGCCUGCAGGGACAGGCAAUAGAUAUCUGAACCACUACAUUGAGCUAUAUUGGUUCAGGUGAUUUAUAGUGUCCCUUUAAACUGUUUUUAUAAGAUUUGACAUUGAAUUUGGGCACCAGGGCAGUCCUAGCACCAAAAUCACUACAGAGUGCUGUGGUUAUAUGUUGCUUGUUGUGUCCUUUAAUACCACAGGCAUACUGUAUAAACAUGCCAAUGUGUGCGUUAUAGACAAAAAUAAAUACUCUGAAUAAAAGUCUUACAGCUGACUCGCUAUAUUAAAGAGACACUAAUCACCAGAGCACUGCAACUUAAUGCAAAGUGGCAGUAUUUGUAAAAACAAACCGUACCAUUUCUUAAAAGUAAUGUUUAGAUUGCAUUCUAUGACCAUAUCUGCAUGAAGACACAAAUUGUUCCCCAUAGGGAUUCAAUGACUCAGUGCAGCUUUGAGGAGAUAUGGUGGUCACUUCCUCCCAGCUCCCUCCGUGCGGGAGGGAAAAGAGCCAGGUCGCGGGAGCCACGCCGACUCCUAUCAGCCACAGCCACCCACCUGCAAAAAAAGUUAAGCAAAAUUAGCUGUUUGUGUGUGUGUGUGUGUGUGUAUUUAUGUCCUUAUGCUUGUUUGUGCAUAGGAAUUAUUUCAUAUUUUUUAUAGUCCGGCCCCCAACAAUGUCUGAGGGACCGUGAACUGGCCCCCUGUUUAAAGGAGGUUUGAGGACCCCUGGUCUAAAUAGUUGUGAAAACCUUCUGUUAGGAAUGCCUGUUUUUGGUUUUCAUAAUUUUCCUUGACAUAAAACUGGGCUGUUGUGUCCUUGGGGGGGAUUGUGGAUGAAUCCGUUUUGAAAAUGCUGAUAAGUGUAUUACAUUUUAUUGCACAAUUCUGUUACAUUUGUAACCUCCUCUGGAAUAAUUACUUGCUGGUUACUUCUAGCUCUGCACAAGCUUUUUUUAUGGCUUUCGGGAGUAAACAAACCAAAUUGAACUGUCAGCAGAAAUCAUGAAUAUAGCUUUUAUCUGAUGUAGGAGUUGUUUUGGGGCAGUCUGAGUUGCAUAAACCCUGCAGCCUGGUUUAAUGGUUACGGUGUGAGUUGCUACCAACACUUCUUUCUGCUUCUGUGUCAAACUGUUCUGAGCAGUUAAACUGGAGGUCUCGCAGCUCAAGACGCUAAAUAUUUCCGACUCGCUUUAUUUUGUAGCAAAGCUCUUGGGUUGAAUAAUAUUCCAUUUGAAUUUACUUUGCAUUUCCAACCGUUCAUAUCUCAUAGUUCUGCGUAUCACCCUUAUAGUGUGGAAAGAGUGCAGUUUCCAAAAGGGUAUUGUAUUUGGGGUGCUAAGACCUAAACCGCAAACUUUUCAAUGUUUAAAAUGUAAUCCUCCUCCUUUCUCCUUCAUUCUUUUCAUGUGGGUUUUAUAUUUUUUUUGAUCCUUGAGUGUGACUUUCUUCGUGUUCACCUUUCUCGGCAGGCCCUUCUGGCAUGCACCAGUACAUUUAUUGGAACGUUACGGGAGGUUUCCUCCCAAUAUAAAAAUAAGAGUUGGUUCCCAUUCCUCUCAGCAAUUUUCUCAGCAUAGCCAGAUAUCCAGACGCCAUGGGUGGGUACUUGCCCAAUACUCUAGUUCCCAUUAUGUCGCUGCAAUCUCCCCUCUAGUCUGUGCACUAUUUAGUUGUGUUCCACUUUCCACACUUUAUACAGUAGAAAAAAAGUGUUUGGGAGAACUAUCGAUCACUCAUUUCUAGUGAUUGGCUGAUGGCUGUGUAAUACGAGUGAAGAAGUUUCUUAACAGUACACCGUGGCACCAGAUUGCUGGGUAGCUCCUGGUAGACCAUAAAAGCAUAGUGCAAGUUCAGCACUGGAUCCGGAGUCGGGAAGCGGGCAUUCGGAUGGUGUUAUAAUGUUGGUUGAAAACUAUAUUUUAAGUUAUAAUGUGCUACAUUUUUUUUGUUGUUGUGAUUUUGCAUAGGACAAGAAUACUUAAUAUAUGAGAUAUUGGCAAUACAUUAAAAUCAUAACCAUAUAGUCCACAGCAUCUAACGUGCUAGAUUAGCCAUCUCUGAGAUUAGCCUUUUAAAACCUGAUAGUUCAUUCAGUACACUAAUUAGCUGUGAGUACACAUUCAUUGUAUCCUUUUAUGUACAUCAGGAUGCAGCCACCUGCACCUCCAUGCCACCCACUCAAACCUCACGUAUGUCCAUGUUGUCGGUCCUGUGCAUGCUUUGGCGUGUGUUUAUUUAAUCAUGGGUUUUAACUACAGAGCUAAACAACUGAAAUGCAGAAGUUAGUUGCAACAAUUCAGCAAAUUCUUUGAAUGACACAAUUUCGCACAGCAGGAAACGUUUUGGCCUCAGUGGGGGGAGCUUGCUUGUAACUCCAUAGUGGAAAUUUCCACUAGCUUGCUAUAGGCUUAACAUUGAGUGUGAUUUCAACUGCUCUUUACUGGCCUUAUAUUCUGACUGACUGAGCCUGAUAGGAGUUAUCCAACAAUAUUAUUAUUUAUUUAUAUAGCGCCAACAAACUCUGCAGCGCUGUAAUCUUACAGAACAUGUGGAGUUCUUUGAUCUGUGUGUCCUACUGGUCCCACUAGCCGGGGUAGUCCACUGCAGUCCGAUUAAUGCCAGUAACUAUCACCUCUUGCUAUUUUGUCCUAUUUCCCGCAGUAACUGUGCCCUGUGUGAACCUGCAAAGAUUUUACAGAAGUCUUUCACGUUCCCACAAUACUCUUGGCUUUGGAAGAAGACUAGGUGAUAAGUUGUGAAAUAUUGGAGGUGCUGUGAGGGUAAUGUAGAGGUACAGCAAAGUCAGGAAAACGUUAAAUCGUUGCAGUAUUGUAUAUCCUUAUAAAAGAAUAUAAUUUGGCAAGCUGAGUGGUUGUACUAGGAGGGAAGCGGACUCCUAGUAGAGUGCGAGGGACAGUUUGUUCCCCUGGCUCGCUUAGCUUGGCUGCCAGUCAGUGGUUCUUUGCCACUUGUACUAGAGGCAUAUAGCAUUCUCAUGAGGCUACAUCCAAAAAUAAUUGCUGUACAGGCUUAUUUUAUUAAUUUAUUUUACAAACUGUGGUUUUCGUGUACUAAAUUAUAUAGAUGCUAUUCAUUUUUUAUUAAUUUCUAAAUUUAAUACAAUACUCUAGAUAAUAUGCACUCGUGUCAUUUACAUGGGUUUUUAAAUGUGAUUAAAUGAUUGUGGAUUUCCUGCUAGAGUAAUUGGUCUAUUUUAAAACCAUUACCCAUGUGUGCAUUGCUAAAUUACUGCUUAGUAUUCAACUGUUUGCCAGAUGAUUUGAGGCUUAUGUUUUCGAAUAUUCUUUAAACAAGAAUGGCAAAGGGUGGCUUCGAAACGCUAGAUCACAAUCCCCAAAACUAUCUGGGGGGAGAGACACUCUAAUUUUAUGUGUCUGGGGUGUGGCCAGGGCAGGGACCCCCUUCUGAGACAUUUUAAGUGACUUACUAAUAAUUUAUUCAACUAAAAUGUAAUUUACAACAAGAAUAUUGUAUUUUAUUUAAAGAUUGAUACCUAAACACAUGUAUUGUAGUUUAGACUCAUUGCUGUUUUAUUGCUAUGAAGUUCUAUCUCACCAAUAAUAUGCAGAGCCCAUGAAAGAGGGACAGAGUGAUUUGGGACAAAAUAGGGAGCUUUCUGUUCUGAAGCAUUUAAUGUUUUUCAGAUUUGUUUAAAGGGACACUAUAGUCACCUGAACAACUUUAGCUUAAUGAAGCAGUUUUGGUGUAUAGAACAUGCCCCUGCAGCCUCACUGCUCAAUCCUCUGCCAUUUAGGAGUUAAAUCCCUUUGUUUAUGAACCCUAGUCACACCUCCCUGCAUGUGACUUGCACAGCCUUCCAUAAACACUUCCUGUAAAGAGAGCCCUAUUUAGGCUUUCUCUAUCGCAACUUCUGUUUAAUUAAGAUUUUUUUUUUUUUAUCCCCUGCUAUGUUAAUAGCUUGCUAGAACCUGCAAAAGCCUCCUGUAUGUGAUUAAAGUUCAAUUUAUAGAUUGAGAUACAAUUAUUUAAGGUAAAUUACAUCUGUUUGAAAGUGAAACCAAUUUUUUUUUCAUGCAGGCUUUGUCAAUCAUAGCCAGGGGAGCUGUGGCUAGGGCUGCAUAAACAGAAACAAAGUGAUUUAACGCCUAAAUGAGAGUGAAUUGAGCAGUGAAAUUAUCUAUACACUAAAACUGCUUCAUUUAGCUAAAGUAAUUUAGGUGACUAUAGUGUUCCUUUAAAAGUUCUAUCAGAACUAAUAUUGUCAUUUACCAUUAGAAAUACUUUCAUCCUUUAAUGUCAUUAUUGCAAGGUGAACUAUCUCCUGUUUAAGAGGUGAAUCACUCAUAUUUGGAGAAUAUCUCCAAUACAUAGAUUUGCAGAAUGAAAAUGGAAUUAAGGUCAUUUCCGGAACUUUAUUUUCUAAAAUAUUUUCCUGUAAAAAAAGUGCAUGACACAAGUUCAAUUAACUUGGAUUAAUGGAAUCCAUUUACCAAAAGGUAAAUAUUGUAUGAAUAUACAGCCUCAUAAUACAUGACUAAUCCAUAUUUCAUGCUGAAUAGUGUUUAACUACCUUUGGACUACAAUGCAUAUUAAAUAGAAAACAAACUUUAAUUAUAUAGUUUUGUUUUGUGUGUGUGUUUUUUGUUUUUUGUUGUUUGUUUUUUUCCUCCAGAAGGAUUUUAUUAACCCCUUCACAUCGGCACUUGUGUUUCCUAAAACACCAUAAAACCUGUACAUGUGGGGGACAUCAUCUAUUAUUGCAAUUAAAUCUCACCGUAUCAUGAUAUUCACAGUAGAAAUGUUGUGCAGAUCCUGGAAAAUAAUAUCUAACUGCUGUGCAAGUCACGUGCAGGGAGGAGUAGCUAGUGCUGCAUAAACAAAGUAAUGCAACUCUAAGUGUCAAGAGAAUUGAGCAGCGAGUCUGCAGGGGCUUGAUCUAUACACCAAAACUGCUUCAUUAAAGGGACACUAUAGUCAGCAGAACAACUUUAUCUUGCUGAAGCAGUUUUGGUGUAUAGAACAUGCCCCUGUAGUCUCACUUCUCAAUUCCCUGCAAUUUAGGAGUUAAAUCACUUUGUUUAUAGAACCCUAGUCACAUCUCCCUGCAUGUGACUUUCAAAGCCUUCCUAAACACUUCCUUUAUUUUAAAUCCUGUUUAACUUUCUCAUCUCCUGCUCUGUUAAUAGCUUGCUAGACCCAGCAGGAGCCUCUUGUAUGUAAUUAAAGUUCAAUUUACAAAGCAGGAGAUAAAAACUUUUAAAGUUAGUUGCAUGGGAUGGAAAAUUAAACUAUUUUGUUUUCAUGCAGGCUAUUUCAAUCACAGCCAGGGGAGGUGUGGCUAGGGCUGCAUAAACGGAAACAAAAGUGAUUUAAUUCCUAAAUGGCAGAGAAUUGAGUAAUAAAACUACAGAGAUUUCUCACCCCCCCCUCCCCUCUCCGUCGUGUUGUUUUGGUGACUAUAGUGUCCCUUUAAGCUAAAGUUAAUUUGGAUAGUGCCUCUUUAAAAAAAUAUCAAUUUGGAUAUUUUGACCUAUACUUUGAAUUCCUGACAAUUCACACUGUAGUUAGUAACACUAACUAGUGGAUGCUCUUUUAGUGAUCCCAAGUAGUCUAUCGGGAUGAAUUGAAUAUAGAAGGGACCCAGUCAUUUAUACAGCAAUUUAGCAAUGUUGAGCAGUUUUCUAGAAUUUUAUCCUACAAACAUUUACUGCAUGAAAUCUAGUAUCUUAAUGUCUUACCAAUUCCAUUACUUUCUUUAUGUUGUGUUGGGAUCUAAUUAACGGUUUAAUACAUUGUCCCAUGAUUCACAUGACAGAUUGUAUCAUUUUGUUUUGAAUAUUUCCAAACAUGACUCCUAGUGUACAGUGAAUUACUGUUUCACAAUCUCAUCCCCUCCCCCUCACCAUAACAUUCUUUUUGCUGAACUGAAAACAAUGUUUUUGGAAGUUGCGCUCUCCAGCGAUUGUGGUAAAGCUUGUUUACAAAGCUCGUAAGCGGUUCUCUUGUAAAAAUAUAAUAAACAUGAUAUUCAGCAGUACUUUUUGUAAUUUCGCUAUGGUUAUGUAAUAGUGUCAUUUAUGAGGCCUUAUUUCAGAUCUAAACUUGAAACCGAAAAUCACUGGCACUCCGUAACGGACUUGGGGGCUUAUUCACUAAAAUGUAGUGACUUUAAAAAAAAAAAAAAAAAUUGCAAAAUCUAGCCUAAAAAAGCCAAGCUGUGAUUAGUUGAGCUGAAUAACUUUUUCCCCAAAUUUGGCUAUAGUAACUUUGCUUUAAAUCUUAUAGAUUAGGGGUGGGUACUGGGAAACCGAUGUAAUUUACCUUAAAUAAUUGUAUCUCAAUCUCUAAAUUGAACCGGGAAGAUCUCCAUGGGGAUUGAUUAAAAUCGUUUUGGUUUUUUAUGCUUUUUAUAUUUUUUUUUUUGUUUAAAAAUGCAUUUAAUUUAAGCUGGUAAUACCCUCUCCAUUUGGAUAUAUAUUUUGUGGCUCCUUCUGGGGGAAAGGGGUGCCAUGUACAUUUAACACAAUACCUCAUACACUUGGCCUCUUCACAAGGUAUAUAGUGCCAUAUGGUUUUCUAUUCUCUCAAGGAUAAUACACCAGAUCUUUCUGCAUUCCUCUGUGUUUUCCAGAACCUAGGUAAAGAAUUGCUGUUUAGAUGGUGUGCCACCUCAAAGGCACAAAAGCAGAAAAGAUUUGAGCCAUCAUAUUAGGCUUGUAUAAAUGUGAGUGGUUCUAACUCACACUAUACAUAUUGCAAUAAAGGUGUACUGUAUUACACUAUGUAUUUUAUUUAUUGAUUUAUUUUUUGUUUAUAUACACUGGCACAAGAUUACUGAAACCCUUCGUGGGUUUUAGGGAUAUUUGGGGUAAGUAAAUAAAAGUGCCACACUAAAUACGUUUGAAAUUGGUACAAUGUUUAGUGAAUAAACCCCAUACAACAGUGCAUCACAAGCCAACAUAUGUGAACUAAACUUUUUUUUUUUGUAGGAAUGUGUGAAAGGAAAGGUGAACAUUUACGGAUGUUGGUGCAUCAUUGAAGAGUUAGGAAUUGAUUGGCUGGUUCCAUAUGCCGAGCAUCUGUCAAAUCUUUAUCUUUCAUGUAACACUAUCAUCACCUUGGGCAAAACUCCCAGACACUCCAGGCUGCCGUGAUGCACAUAUGCGGCUUUCUGUGCAUUGCGGGAAAUGCAGUCUUCAAUAUUUUAAGGCAAUGUUUAUCACCCUGGCUCCAUGACCUCUCUCUCAACUGUUUUAUGUUGAUUUCUACACCCGGUUGUGCAAUCUUUAACUUCCAUUCUUCCCCUACUUGUAUCAUUCUCUCACUGGUCAAUCAUUCUGAUGGAUUUUAGUUUAGUUCAUAACUCAUGGAUUGCAAGAGCGUGUUCUGUUGCGUCUGGUUUUUGUAGUUGUGUGUUUUUUUUUUGUAUUUCAAUUGCACUGAACUAUUUUGUUUAGUCUUGAUUGUAGGAGUCCUUCCUUUCUUGUUAUUUCCGUUUGCAUUUGGCUUGAUGCUGUCACUUGGAUAACCUACCAAACUGGUUUAAAUAAAGAACUGAAAAAGAAAUACAUCACUAUUUAAAAAGGUCUAGGUGUUGAGGAGUAGGGAGCCAAUCGGAUCAUUUAGCUGGGCAACCUCCCUCAAACAAUCCUCUGUCUAUUAUAGUGUUCUUCUAGUAAUCAAUGGAUCUAAGUUUCAGUUUUCCAAAAUUAGCUCACUGGCAUUUACAUUUCACACAUUUAAUGUAGAAGGAGAUUGAAAAUCAGAUCUUGACAGUGGUUCUAUUUAAUAACCCUGAGAAUUGGGUGUCUGGCAAUAUACUCUUCUCAAUGCUGCAACCUAACAUUAGCAGGAUUAUUCACUAAAAUUAGAAUUCAAAAUUAAUUUCAAAGGACACUAUACUAACCAGAACAACUACAGUUUAAUGUAGCCGUUCUGGUGUCUACAGCAUGUCUCUGCAGGAUUUUCAAUGUAAACGCUGCCUUUUCAGGAAAAAAGGCAGCGUUUACAUUCGUGCCUAGUAACCGCGUCUCCUAGUAACGGCGCUCAGCGUUUUCACCCUCUACAUGGGAGCGCAGAAACUUCCCCAUAGAGUUGCAUUGAUUUAAAUGCAUACCUCUGAAGAGAUGCUAAUUGACCCAGCACAGUGUUUUGCUGCGCAUGCAUAAUAGCCUCCAAUGUUUUCCUAUGGGAAAAACAUUGGAUUGGCUGAGAUCACCAAAACUGAUAUCAGGCAUGGAAGCCGAGCCAGGUGGAGCCAUCCAUGGCAAGACCGUCGCGGCACGGAGAAAGGGGUGAGUAAAAAUCAUCUUUACAAAGCGAUGCAAGGGCAGCUGGGGACUUAAAUAGUUAAAUACCAGUGUCAGGAAUACAUGUUUGUAUUCAUUACACUAUAGAGUUCCUUUAAACUUAAAACAGACAAAUUAAAAACAUUCUCUAAGUUAGUUAUGCUUUCCCUUUGGCUGUCUGGUCUUAAAUUUGAAAUUCACUUUGAUUUCUCACUUUUUAGUAAUGUACGUGUGUGUGUGUUCAAUAAAUUGCAGCAUUUCAUGCUGGUGUACAGUAUGUGCCUUUAUAACCGUAGUAGUCCUUAGUAUAACCUUGUGCAGUGCUAUGGAAGAUAACAACACUAUAUAUCAAUGCCAUUUUGGUAAUUCCAUGGCAGCUGGCUAUGAGCUGAGUCACUAACCAUCCCCCGACUGUAUUUGGGUAGCUGUCACAAAGCCUAGUGCUUUACGUAGCCAGUUACAGUACAGGAUCUAUUCUCAUUACAGCUGGUUAUUUGGCUAAUGCAGAUAAACCAGCCCAGCCUAGUCAGAUCCAGUGUGUGUUUACCAUGUCCGCCUACUCCUGCUCCCUGCUGUACUGCCUCUUUGGCUGCACAGAGUGACUACAAAGAACAGUAAAAUUGCUUAUAUGGAUUGCUGCAUACAGUGACUAAGCCACAACAGGCUUAUAUGGCUGCUGCAAGUAAGAAAUAAUGUUUUUUUUUUUUGUGUAGGCAUCAUUGGCUUGGGAUUGGAGCUGACGUAUAAAUGGCUGGGUAUGAUAGGAUUUGUACUGCCAGAUGGUGACCGUCUUUCGUUUGACAUUUUUAUCAUUAUUUUUAAGCUUUUAAUUUACUGGAUUUCUUUGUGUGUUUUAUUGCACUGGUGAAGAACGAUACUAAGAUACUUUUAUUAACUAACUGCAGCUUUAAGGGGCAAGAUCACAAAGGUAUCUUUUUCAGGCCGGGUAUACCGAUUUUAUAAAAGUACAAUUUGAUUGUGUGUAUAUUUAGAUCCACAAUAAAAGUAGAACAGAUAAAUUGUGAGAAGCGUUUUUAAAGCAUUUUAUUUAAUUUAAAGGGACGCUAUAGUCACCUGAACAACUUUAGCUUAAUGAAGCAGUUUUGGUGUAUAGAACAUGCCCCUGCAGCCUCACUGCUCAAUCCUCUGCCAUUUAGGAGUUAAAUCCCUUUGUUUAUGAACCCUAGUCACACCUCCCUGCAUGUGACUUGCACAGCCUUCCAUAAACACUUCCUGUAAAGAGAGCCCUAUUUAGGCUUUCUUUAUCGCAAGUUCUGUUUAAUUAAGAUUUUUUUUUUUUAUCCCCUGCUAUGUUAAUAGCUUGCUAGACCCUGCAAGUUAAAUUUAGAGAUUGAGAUACAAUUAUUUAAGGUAAAUUACAUCUGUUUGAAAGUGAAACCAGUUUUUUUCUUUCAUGCAGGCUCUGUCAAUCAUAGCCAGGGGAGGUGUGGCUAGGGCUGCAUAAACAGAAACAAAGUGAUUUAACUCCUAAAUGACGGUGAAUUGAGCAGUGAAAUUGCACUAAAACUGCUUUAUUUAGCUAAAGUAAUUUAGGCGACUAUCGUGUUCCUUUAAAAAAAAUAGUAAAUCGUUCUUCACUAAGCCACAGGAAUUGCCUGAAAUUCACUCGGGAAUUUAAACCAAAACAGAUGAAUUUGAAAAACUCUCCCAGUCCGCUAACUUUAUUACCCAACUCAUCAGUAUAUUCCUCUUUCUAAAGUUGAUCUGCUGAGAGGCAAACUCGCCAGAAUAUAAACUGUUUUACAGUUGACGAAUAAAAAUCCCAUCAAUUUCAAAGUAUGCGAAAACUCCCAACAGUUGCAUGCCUGUUUGGUGUGUGGCGGCCUGGGAGAGUGAGGUUACUACGAUAUUUAUUUACCUGGAACUCUACUUUGUGGGUGCUACCAUGUUUCUCCAUUCCCCUUUUCAGCUCCUAGCGAUUCAUCUACCAGGAGCCUUGUUGCUAUUGUGUACACACACGGGCUAAAGUACAUAACAGACGUCUAUGGAAAUUUUCACUUCGAACUGCUUGCAGGUAUGCAAGACGUUGCUUUUUGUCACAGCAGUUGCUUGCAAUUGUUCUUGUGAAUUGACAAAAGCUGUCAAAUUUUGUCACAUUUCAAGUGACCAUAGUUUUUCAAUAGUUCCCAUUCUGUCUUCUCUUAUUGAUCAUUUUGGAUUUUCAAUGAAAUGUUGAAAGAUAAUUGAGCAAUUUUAACCAAGGAGGUGUGUGGUGUGUGUGUGUUUUUUUUUAAUUUUUUUAGUGCAAUUUUUUUUUUUUUAAUGUCAAAACCAGUGUGUUCAGUAAUUCUAUGAUUACUUUUAAGGCACCACCAUUGUCUGCAGUGCUGUACCAACAUAGAUGCAACACACUAGUCUAGAUACUUGAGUUCACUGGAGAAGAAAGAACAAUACACUCCUAAAACUAGCGUAACCAAUAAAAGCAGUGUAUAAACAAGCAUGUGCACUUGGGCCCCCUCUAGCCUCUACACAAAAAUCCAUAUAUGGUUUCCAUCCAUGACUGAGCACUGAUAGAACUUUCUUCUUGCUAAUGUGAAUCAUUCCUCCUGCUUUAUAAAUAUGUGAGGUCAGUUUAAAUGAAUGAAACUCAUCCCAGAAUGCAGCUCUCCCUCUUGUGUUACCAGAUUCUGUGUGUGUCUGUUAAACAUCGCCACUGCAUUUCAUUCUAUAAAGAGUACAAAGGUUUAAGGUUCUUUUCUAUGGAAUGGAAAGCAGUGGUGGGGGCUUUAGGGGCCAAGUAUCCACAUAUCUAUUCAGUGAUAAAGGGAAUGGAGGAAAUCCUUAGUACAGUUUAUUAUUAUUAGUAGUGGCACACCUCUGUGAUAUUGUUGUGUGUAGUUUGAGCUGUGCAUUUACAUAUGCUAACCCCCUUUUUUUUUUCUUUUCUUUUUUUCUCCUCUCCCAUCAGGUAAAUUAACGCUUCCACUUCCGUUAUUUCUCCUGGAAAAGAAAGAACGUCCAUUCAAGGUAAGUGGUUUUUAAAUGUCAAGAGACAUAUAUCGUACUUAAACAGUUACUUUAAGCCUUUGUGGGGUGGACCAUUCCGGUGUAAUGUGCCAUAUUGAGCACAAUGGAUAAGGCCCCUGUUUCCCCCUCCACUUGCAGUAAAAGCUGUAAAAAAAAAAAAAAGAUUUUACUCACCACAAAAAGCUUUGUGCCAACAGGACCCAGUUAAGAGGGAAACAAUCUGCAAAACAGCAGGCUGUAUUGGUUACAAUGAUUGUACAAACACUUUAAUAUUUAAAGUGAUAAGUGAACCUUUAGGAUUUUUAAGAGUUGUUUACUUUUGUUAAACGGAACUUGUCAAAUAUCACAUACCGCCCCAAUUACCCUGAAAUUGGGCCUUGCUUCUCCUUUCGUAUCCACAAUUUCUCAUAAACACAAUGUGAGCAUGUUAUUCUGCAUGUUUGCAUAAUACAAAACAAACUCUGGGCUUUUCUGCCCAUAUAGAGCACUUAUUUUAGGCACAUUGACAACACAGAGAGGCUUGUCCCUUUUUGACAGGACAUCCUUCACUGUGCAAUGCCCCUGCCAACCAUGGCUUCUUACCACCAUAUGUUAUAUCUUCCAGGGUUGUGAGUUAUCCUGUAAGCUGCCUGCUAUGGUCCAUAUUGGCGCUUUCUAUCAGUGUAAGGUGAAGUGAAAUAGGAAUGCCUUAGGCUGUCUCCCCUGAUGGGUUGGGGUCUAGAGUCUCCUUCGUCCUACAUUGCGCCAGGGAUAGGCUUAGGUCUCAAAGAAUAGGACUUUAAAAUCCAAAGUGGUAUUCAACAUUUAUUAUACACAAAUAAAAACAAUUAAAAUAAGAAUAUAUAUAUAUAUAUAUAUAUAUAUAUAUAUAUAUUUUAGUCCAAAGCGUUUCUUCCACCUUCAUGCCUGACAAUGUGCUAGGAAUGUCCCAAUAUGUUAGGAUUUUCAUAACACCUUGUUUUGAUAACAAUUGAAUGGAUAUAUGAUAUAUAAAUUUAUAUAGUUUUUUUUUUUUUUACUUUUCUAAUGCACUGUUGGGAACUAUUAGCUCAACCCCUUUGUAUGUGAAAAGCUCUGCAAAAGGUAAAAAAACAGCGCCAAGCAAGGUUCUUACACUCCCCAUCCCAAUGUUAAUCCUCACAAAAGGAUCUCUUCUUUGGCCAUUUUGACGUUUUAUUUUCAAGAGAUGUGACUGGUGGUGUGACAACCGGUAGUAGCUGUUUAACAUUUUAGUUAACUUUAUGAUCUUCUGAUAGCUAUUUACGUAAGUGAUUUGGAACAAGACUAACGUAUUUUAUUUACACAAGCUAAUGUCUAAACAGGUUUGCUAUAGUUUAAAAAAAACAUUAGUGUUUUUUAUUACUCUGUUACUCCUAUACACCAAUUGUUUUGAGCUCAUAGGAAAGUGAAACUAGAGAGCUAGAGGGGGAUUUUGCUUACAAAGGGGGGUUUAUUGACCAAUCUGCUGACCUAGGGAGCUCCAUUGUACCUCCCAUAAAAGCGGAGUAUGAUGAGCUUGUUCACUAAAGACAGAAUUGAAAACCACCAACAUUUAGGUCAAUAGAACCAAUUUAUAAAUGUAUCACAGCGUGGCUUUUAGUCCAAAUUUUGCUAUUCCGAGUUUUUAGGUUAAAAUAGUGGCUUCUACAUUUUUCAAGCUUCACUAUUAUACAGAAGGCUUGCACUUUAGUUGUCUAAUCACCACAGGAAUAGCCCUGUUAAUGACACAGUACAACAUGCUUUCUCGGAUAAUAUAUCAUUUAGGGCUAACUCAUUAAAGUGAAAAUAUAAGGAAUAUGUGGGUUCCUGUUAAUUGAAUAUAGAAUUCUUACCUUUACAAUUUUUCUUCUACUAUUAUCUAAUUUUUCCCCUAUUAUUUAGAAAAUGGCUACAUUUUGUUUCAUAAAAUAUCCUACAUUUUAAUUUGACCUGGUUUUUCUUUCUUUUUCCUCUUUUUUUAUAGAGACAUGCUUCAGAUCUUGUCUUGAAAUCAGAGUCUGGUGAGUAUGGUGACAAAAAUAAAUUGUAAAAUCUAUAUUAAAGAGUUUGGUUUUUUUUUGUUUGUUUUAUGAUGUAAAAAUUAAAAAAAUAUGUUUAUGUAAACAUAUGUAAGAAGUAUAUCAGCUGCUUUUGUCUUAAGGUUAUCUGUCAAACCAUGACCAUUGAGCUGCAGCAAUCACUGAUAUUUGCACUGCUUUUGUGUUUAUUCCUGAAAUCUAUGUACAUAUACUAUAGUGUCAGGAACCCAAACAUGUAUUCCUCAUCUUAUAGUGUUAAAAACACCAUCCAGCCCCCCUUGCCUCUCUAAAUAUAGUAAAAAUCUUACUUUAACUGCAGUCUGCUGCUGUUGGAUCUGCCUGCUUGACUGACAUCAUCAGUAGUAUUAUUCAAAGGCAAUCACAAUGCUUUCUCAUAGGAUUGGCUAUGAGGCAGAUCAGGGGCAGAGCCAACCCAAGCGAAACACAGCCCUUCCCAAUCAGCGUCUCCUCAUAGAGCUGUAUUGAAUCAAUGCAUCUCUAUGAUAAAAGUUCAGUAUCUGCAUGCAGAGGGUUAAGACAUUGAAGAGGUUGGAGACACUGAAUGGCAGUGAUUGUGCAGCACUGCCCCACGAAGAACCUCUACAGACUAGGGAUACCUCCAAUGGCCACUCCUCGGAUGGCUGCUAAUGUAAGCACUGCCAUUUCUUUGAAAUUACAGUGUUUACAGCAAAAAGCCUGCAGGUAAUGAUUAUAAAUUCUGUUCUGGUGACUAUAGUGUCCCUUUUAGUCUUGACCCGUAUAGAUGAAGGAUGAGCCUGGUCAGCCUGUGUAUGAAAAAAUACAACAAAAGGUGCAAACUAUUCUAUUUUAACUUGCUUUUAAAUACCCUUAUGCUCAAGCAUAUAACUAACCCUCAAAGUGCUUCAGUUUUGUUUGUGAAAAGUUUUUCUAUUUGUAAAAUGUAACAAAAACUGCAGAUGUCAAAAUUAAAUUGGCAUUUUUAUAAACUAACCUUGUUGAACCUCCUUGCCCCCCUUCACUGUCAAUCAGACAACUAUCCUGUUACUUCCUCAGUAGAGCUAAACUCAAGGCAGGCAAUUGCACAGUGGACCUGCCUUGCCAAGAUUUGACAAUCUCAGAAAGUUGGGGUUAGAAGGGGAGGGCUUGCAAAGGUAGCACACAAGAGGACCACAGCUUUUGCAAUCUUUUUUUUAGGCCCACAGUGAAAACCUUAUAUAAUUAAAUGAAUGUAUAUUUUCACUGGGGGAGUGUAUGUACGAAACAUUUAUUUAUUUUUGUCAGUGGAUUGUCCCUUUAUUUUUCCUAAUAUGCACGUAGUGAAAACAGUAGGAAUUUAAACACAAAUUCUAGUGCAUUUUGUGUAAUACAGGAGAAAAUAACCUAAUACUAAUUUUAAACAUAUUUUUUCUUCUCUGCACAUACACAAUACUGAUUUGUAAAAUGAUUUAAAAAAUAAAGUCCAACAUUUGCGAUCGUAACAGCUUGGCAAUUUUUGCUUGUUUAUUUUUUGGAUUCAUUAUAAUUUUGUGCUUCGUGAAUUAACACGUCUUCAUAAUAGUUUUGAGUUUAAGCUAAAUCCUGUGAGCGUUCAUCUACAAGUCCCCACUAAGUGUGGAUGCUUGGUUCACUGUUAUGAUAUUGGGCAAAAAUGAUCAGGUCUGCCGUGCCUGAAAUGAGUGAGCUCCAAAUGGUAUUGUCAUUUGAACAGUACUGGUAUUAGCUUUUAAUAUAAUCAAUUUUAUAUUUAUUUACACUAUAGGUCUCAUCAUUUACCCUGAAAAGCGAGCACGGUCCUCUUCAUUUACAUUUCAUCCAUCCUGCUCGUCCUCUCAGACAGGUAAAAAAUAUUUUCAGAGAAACCGUAUGAUAAGAACAUAUUGGCCCUUGUUGACUGCAACAUAUCACUUCUUGUUAUGAUCACGACAAAAAAAAUGUGUAUUGCUUUAGCAUAAAUGUAUGCAUAAUCUAUACAGUUAUCAAAGACGGUAUCGGCACAAAGUUUAGAAUCAAUGAUCUGCAAGCUCACACAGCUUCUCCCCCCUCCUCGCACCACCCUCUCACAAAUGAUAUGUACAUAAAGAAGUAAAGUAAGAUCUGAAUAUAUCUAAAUAUUUUCAUUUUGCAACAAAGCACAAUAUUUCUUUUCUUUCUUACUUGCAAUUUAAAACAUACCGUGGCCAACACUGGAGGCCAGUUGAAUAACGAAAUACUUAUUUUUUAAUUUUUAUUUUUUAAAGCUCCUGUUUAUGAAAAUUGUUCACUUCUCGCAGAUCUCAAUACUUGUCUGGCUAAUAUUGAUGGAAAUUAGUUUCCCCUCAGACUUCCUCACCCCAAACUAAACCGAUAACCCAGCAGUAUUCAUCAGUGUCUUCUUUUACUACUUCUAGAUGGUGCCAAAGAAAAAAGGACUCGAUCGUCCUCGUUUACAUAUUUGUCUGCUUUCCCACCAUCGCCACCAGGUGAGAUGCCAUCAUGUGAUUUGUAAUACCAGCAUAAUUUCUGGAAUUUACCAGCAGGUUUGUGGAGAAGCUUCAGGCAGUCUAGUUAUUUUGGGCAUUAAAGGUAAUGUCAAACUGAAGAACUGACUCUUACCGGUUGUCUCAGACAUUCCAUACCUGGUAACAGUGCCUUUGGGAAGAGCCGACAUGCAUCCCUCUAUCUCUCAUAUACUUCGAACCCUUAAAGGGACACUCUAAACACCAAAACCACUUUAGCGGUUCUGGUGUAUAGUUCAGGCCAAUGCAGUCUCGCUGCUCAAUUUUCUGUCAUUUAGGAGUUAAAUCACUUUAGUUUUAGCUUAUGCAGUCCUAGCCACACUUACCCUCGUUAAGACACACAAUCUCCAUGGGGAAUUUUUUUUUUAAUCAGAUGUGACAACACAGUGUUUCCUUGUAGACUUUAUCUCCUGCUCUAUUAAUUGAACUUUAAUCAAACAACCAGGAGGCUCAUAUUAGCAGAGUAUGAGAUAUGGAAUUUUAAGUUUAAACACACUGUAAUAAAGGAAGCUUUAAAAAUGUGAUCUCUAGUUACAAGAAGUGUAUAGGGAGACUGUGUAAGUCACAAGCAGGGGAGAUGUGGCUAGGGCUGUAUAAACAGAAACCAAAUUGAAUUCCCUCCUAAAUGGCAGAGCAUUGAGCAGUUGGACCGCAGAGACCUGAUCUGUACACCAAUAGCACUCUUAAAGUAAAGUUAUUUUGGUGCUCAUGGUGUCAAUUUAAGCAUGAUCAAUCAAAGAUAAUUGGCAGAUCUCUCCAUUUAUUUUUUACCUCAUGGCUUUCAGUAUUUGCCCACUGCUCUAGAAUGAAUCUAGAGCAGUGGGCAAAUAUUAAUAAGGUUAAAAAAUGAUUUGGUUAUUCAAAGAGAUGGUGAUUAUGUUGCUAAUGUUUACACACGUUUUUCACGGAACAUUGAAUAAUUAUCACAAACCUAACACUAAACUUCCCCCCUCUCAAAGUGGGGAAAGUGUUUUUUGUGGUUUUAUUCAGCCUUUAGAUUAUAGCUUUUGCUUGGUUCAAAUUAUAUCCACUGUGCUCUGCUCCAAUGUAUGGCAGACCAUUGUACACAGUUAUGAAUUCAUUAAAGGGACACUAUAGUCACAAGAACAACUACAGCUUAAUGUAGUUGUUCUGGUGAGUAUAAUCGCUGCCUUCAGGCAUUUUCAUGUAAACACUGCUUUUUCAGAGAAAACCGUGUUUGGCCCCGACCCUUGCCGAUUUUAGCCAAUCCAAUACAUUCCCCAUGGGAAAGCAUUGGACUGGCUAAAAAUCGCCAAUUUUGAUGAUGUCUCCAAGGGAGUGGGGCCAGUGCUGGCGGACCCGUGGAGAGCUGAAAUAAUGUAUUGCUUAUCUCCUUGUCACAGGUUUUGUUUUUUUGUGUUUUGUAAAAUAUGUACUUCAGUGUGUUUUAAUCCCAGGAUCUUGAUAAUGUUUAUCGAGAGAUAAAAGUCUGUCUGAUUUACUUUUUCUAUGUUAACAUCUGCUCACACAUACUUCGUACCACGCGAUUUAUUUUGCAUAAAAGUAAAUUGUGCUGUUUUAUUUCAGGAUUAAAGAACAAUGUGUUUAUGCCUUCAUCGCUGCUACAGGAACAUCCUACAAUUAACACCAGCAACCAUGGUAAGUUCAUUCGUAAUCUGUUAUGGUAGUCGUCAUAUUUCUACUGAUGGUAUCUUUUUAUGUGAAACAUUUAGGAAUGUAAUUUAUCAUAAAGAUAACAUAUAUUUCUUUGUGGGGAAAAUAAUAAUAAUAAAAAAAAUUAUAUAUAUAUAUUUAAUCCCCCCUCCCCCAAUUACUCUCCCACCUUCCGUUCUGUUGCAGCAGCUGUGAUUCUUGUUUUUAGGCUUUACAUUAACUGUAAUACUACCUCCCAUUCCAUAAUGCCUUCCUCCCACCCUCUGCCCAUUUUCCCCUGAUUGGUAGAAGCCCUUUCCAUCCUUAUGACGUUGAUAUGCUGCCUUCAUUGCCAGUCUAAGUUCAUCUUUUACUCAAAUUCUACAUUCCUCUUGCAUGGAGCAAAAUGUGCUCCCCAGAAGAAUAAUCACAGCAAUCACAGUGCAUUGUUACUCACAUGCUGUAGCUGCUGUGAAGGAGAGUGGGAAAUAGCCCAUAGGUGUGUGGUGAAAAUGAUAGAUGGUUAAUGUUAUGCACCUGCUCUACCGUUGGCAAGUAGCUUCAUGUUUUCUGUAGGUCAGCUUAGUGUGAGUUGCCUGAGGAUUCAGAACUCGUAGACAAGAUAUUCUUUACCUCCUAUAUAAAGAAAUACAGAUGUAUGCAUGGGCACUCAAAAAGCUGUUUUUUUUUUUUUUUGUUUUUUGUUUUUUGAGCAGUCUUUAUUGACUUAAAGCAACAUUUUGUUUCUCUCGCCAGCCCAGUCUGGUUCCAUCAUAGGUGACUGUGUUUGUGAUGUGCAUGUCCCCCUCCUGGAUUUGGAUAUAAUAGAUUUUGUACUCUUCCAUGGAGUACUUAAGUAAAUCUUUGUCACAUCUUUGCCCUCCCAAUAUUGUGAUCACCUAACCAUGUUGAUGAACAUACUUCACCAAGGGAAAUGCAAUUUUAGCAGGAUAUAAAUAACACAUUCUUUAAUUAUUAGGAAGUAAGUAAUUCAUCUUGUGCUACACCUGCUGUGUAUACCCUUGUAUCAUCCACCCUAUAAAAAAAAAAAACCUAAUAAUGUUAUAUCUGUCCCAGCAGUAAAAAUAAUUUUGAGGUUGAUGGAACCUGGACAAGAAACUAGUGCAUAGUGUAUAUAAUAUGUAGAAGUGUGUUUUUUGUUAUUUUUACAGGAUGUUCACAAGCCUGGAAUGUGAUUAAACCAGCAACCUUGCAGCCUCCACAAGUACCCCAAUGCAUUGAUGGAAAAAGGAUGGUAUCUACAGCGGACUGUUUGAAAUGUCAACCUAAAGACAAGGUACACAAAGUGCUAAAUAUGAUACUGAGAGCAGAGCAGUAAAACCUUUCUAUCUGUUGUCAAACACGAUCUACCUUCAUCCAUGCUCUGCCCCAGACAAUAAUUAACAGGAUAAAUUAACUCAAUCAUUUUAUUAUAACCAGUGUAUAUAUGGAAUCCUUUUGACUGGCAUUGACCCUGUGCAUUUAAUGUUUGCACAUCUAUUUACAUUUUUCUUUGCAGUGCUACAUUGGAAUAUAAGUAGUGUCAAUUUGGCUGUUCCAAAAGAAAACAUCUUGGUCCAUUGUGCAUUGUGAAUUCAUUAUUUAUUUGUCAAAGUGGUUUUGAUAAACUGUGCAGGGGAGGGUCAUCUGGAAUGUACAUGUGAAAUGAGUUGUAGGGUUCUCUGUAACCUCUACAUCUGUGAUACCUUAUUCAGAUGGGAUUGUACCUUUUUUCAUUUUUAGAAGAAUGAAAAUGAAAACUACAGCACCUCGAUGGAUGUUGGCAGCACAUCAAAACAUGGAAGUGGACCUACCUGUGUUUUGGACUUAAGCACAAAGUAAUAAAUGUAUUUUGUUUGGUUUUGUUUGUACACAUGUAUGAAUAGUGUUACAAAUUUCUUGUAGCCAACAAUCACCAUAGAAAUGAUUAUAAUUUUUCUUGCUCCACUUUAGAACUUUGCACCAGUAUUCCCAGGUUUAUACAUAUUGUUCUUGCCAGCUAUUAAAGAUCUAAAUUGGUUUAUGGCGAAUAAAUCCUAAUCAAUAUUGAUGCAAAAAGCAACUUUGGGAUAAUGGACAUUAUAUGUGAAUUUCGAACUUGAUAAAAGAAAGCUUGUAGUCCAGGGGAAAUGAGAGGAAACUAAGUAACAAUUUUGGUGUUUUGUUUGUAGAAGUCAUCCAUUUGACCAGAGUUCAAGGUUGGACAAAACCACUUCAGAAUUUGUUUUUGGUGAAAACAUGGAUAAGAGAGUCACGGUAAGAGGCAUUUCUAGAGGGAAAAUAAAUAAAAUAUAUAUUAUUUUUAUUUUUUUUACUGAAAAUUAUGGGGCACAGACAUGGAGUAGAACAACCAGCACAAAAGCUGUUUGCUCAGUGGUUUUGCUCCAAAUAUCAUAUCCUAGUGCUACAGCUUUAAUAUAUGUAGAUACAACUCCAGCACACAGAUCCUAUUCAGUGAGGACAAUUUGUUGAAUAAACAUCACCACCAAUUAUUAUCCCUGGAACGGAGAAGGAGCAUGUUGUAGAACCUAAUAACAGAAUAUGAGAGAGUAUCACCACACUUACCUAUUAUACAUUUUAAUUGGACCAUACCAUUCCUGAAAUUACAGCAUACUUGCCAGAAUUGGCAAUAAUCACUUUGAUGCAUGUGUAAGAUCGAUUUUGUUUCUCCAAUAACUGUGUAAGGUCUAACCCGCCACAUAAUAACCUUUUUGUUUAAUGUAUUGUGUGACGACAGGAGAGGGAGGCUGACCUUUGGUUUCCAAUUCUAAAAUGCUGGUUCCCCACUUUAUUUGCUGCUUUACUCCCCUGCCCUAUGAGGCAAACAGACAUUGUAACCCUGUAAAAGAAUCAUUUUUGUGUAGUUCUUUCAUAUACAGAAAAUCCAAAGUUUAAAACCACAUUUUCAUUUAUUUGAAAAGAUGAUUAGUAAUGAGUGGGAUAAUACACACCCAUAGGUGCCACUAAUGGCAUUUCGUGACUUAAAAGGUGUGUGUGUGUGUGCGCUUUAUAUAUUUUUUUUUUCUAUGCCUGUUCUUUGAUUCUUAAUGGGUUUAAUUCUACCAGAUAUAAAUUGUUCUGGUUCUUGGUUCAUACAGUAAGUGGAGCCAUGUUUGCAAAUUUCACAACUGUUACUGGACGUAGGGUAGAAAGCACCAUGGACAUUUCUUUACACCCUGGCUGUGAACGGUUUUAUUACACGUGUGCCAGCUACUAUUAAUCAUUAACUCUUCUAUCAGUGUAGAAGUGGUAUUAAGAAUGGCCAUAGCAUAAGCAGAUAAUUAGAAUGCUGUUUGCUCAUGAUCGAUUGUUUGAUAAACCUAUCCGUAAUCUAUUCUUUGUAUGACACGUAUGAGCACAUGCAGAGACUGCAUCACAGAAGAGUUAAAUUAAUUCCUCCGACUGAAGGUUUGCUAUUAAUUGUUUCUUUUCUUGUCUUGUAUUCUUAAUAAAUAAAGUACGUUUGCUUUGGGCACACCCCUGCUAUUCAAAUGGUUAAAGUUGAAGAUGAUUCUUUACUCCGAUAGCAGCUAAAUAUAUCAUUUUUUGUAAUGCUAGAAGACUGCUGUAAAAUAUUUCUUAUGAGGGGGAUAACGUGAUAUCUGUUCUAUUUCCAGAGACCGCAGAAACCUGCACAGUCUCCGAUGCCUGCAUACCAGUACAAAUGUGAAGGCACCUCCUCACGUUUGCAGACUCUCAGGAGUGUACCUUAUCAGAGUAAGACUUCUUUAUAUUCAGCUCCAAUAUUUUAAAUUGUAUCUGAAACAGUCUAUGUAAUCAAUGGGUUAAUUUUACCUUCUAAGCAAAUGCUUACACUACCAUCUAGUGGUGAAAUUAGGGAACGCAACCCCAGGAAUUAAAGGACUUGUGCAGCAAUGCGCUAUUUGUAUAUCUAUCUGUAAUAAUGGUGUUAUGCCAUGUUUAAUAAAUGUAGCAAACCUAUUCUAGUUUCAUCUGAACGGAAAAACUACAGUGUAGAGCAUUUGAGGAUUUAAAUCGAUAGUAAGGCACAGUCUAACAGCCAUUCAAACGAUUACAAUCUACAUAAGACAUGAUAAAAUAAAUAUUUGGAGAAAACCAUCAGCAGUAUGCAGAUUAAUAAUAAUAUAAAAAAUGGAAAAAUAACCAAGCUUUUUACAAUAAUUGUCUAAGUAUAGACAGAUCUCUAAGGCAGAUGUUACAGAUUUUGGGGACCCUCCCAAUAAUUUUGCUUAUAACCUAAUGGAUUAUUAACACAGUCCAUUCCCUGAUAAUAACAUCCAAUGAAGAACGGAAUAUCUGUGAAUUGUCAUCUAAAAUUUGUCUUUUUUUUUUUUUUAACUGGAGAUUCUGCAUUGAACACCAUACUUUCUACUAUGUGCGCACGUGUUCUGAACAAGGGGAUAUAUAUAUAAUAUAUAUUUUUUUUAUUUCCAUGUCUGCUUCUGAGCCCAAUGCAAUAACAAGGGCCUUGCAGGCUUGGUUAGUGUAAUUUGAGUGUACAUGUGUAAGGUUCUUGGUCCCCUAUUUAGCUUCCUGUCUGGAGUCUUCUGAUCCUAAUCCAUCUCUGGUAAUCAAAGCUGCUCUGCAGAAGCUAUCAUACUACACCAUUUCUACAAGUGCUCGAUAUAUUGGAAAUUAAUGUGACUUUUAAUUGGAUCUCUCCAUUGCUGUGUAAUUUAUCAUGUAUCCCACUGCCUUACAGAACCCUGUGCCAACACAAGCCUUGCUGAGUCUGCUGCAGUGUAUAGUUCCAUGCCCAGGCAGAAGUAUGAGUUGGAUCAAGUGGAAAUCCUAACUGGAGAGGAAUCUGAGCGCAAUGUUCUCCAGGUCUGUCACUCAACAUGUAUUAAAAUUAAUAAUUUCUGACCUGUCUUGCAGAGGUAACAGCUGUGAUAGGUGACUGCAGGGUUACAUCCUUGCCUUGCUGUCUGUUUAGUGUAGCAUUGACCUGGAUACAUCCUUAACCCCCCCUACAUUGAGUUAUGCUAUGUGCAUGUCAACCUGUAUUCACACAUCCUCUCACUGCACACAAGAACUCCAACCAAUUCAGACUUUGACACUGCAGGAAAAUAAAACUGAUGCGUUCAUGCACUGACCCUCCACACACACAUACAGCUUUACACACAUUCCUUCACGAAACACUCAUAAAACACAAAUACACUUUCAAUUGUUGGGGUUUUUGUUGUUGUUUUUUUUUCAAUAAACAAAUAAUGCACCUUUGUAUUCACACGGACAUCUUUCUCUGUGUAGACUGUUGACCUCUGUUGAAUUACCUUCAAAAAUGGCAGAAUGGGUGCGUGCGUAACUGUGUGUAUGUAUGUGUUCAAAAGCUGUAAGCCCUCUGUACAAGAAACACUAGACAAGCAAUCGGACGGUCCACAUAUCCACUAGGAUAUGAUAUGAUCCCGAUUACAGCUAUAUUUAGUCCUAAAACUUGCUUGUAGCAGAACUACUGCCCAUGUGAGAUACUUUAAUGGAUCACAUGGUCUGAUAUAUUAAGAUAUAUAUAAUUGUUGAUCUGAAUUGGCAUGCUUGUGAUUGCUCUGGACUCUAGUGGUCAAGCUCCUUCCACCUUUGAGGUGAGGAGGACAAAGACAAGUGUGUCUUGCCUACAGUCAAGCAUGCUGGUGGGAAUGUCAUGGUUUGGGCCUGCAUGAGUGCUGCUGGCACUGGGGAGCUACAGUUCAUUGAGGGAACCAUGAAUGUCAACAUGUUCUGUGACAUACUGAAGCAGAGCAUAAUCCCCUCCCUUCGGAGACUGGGCAGCAGCAUUUCAACAUAACGACCCCAAACACACCUCCAAGACGACCUGGAAUUGUCCAUAUUCUGAAUGAAACCCAAUUAAAAGCCAGCACACCUCUCCUUGCUACAUAACUAUGAAUAUUCAGCACAAGUGUUUGACACUAGUUUGUAGAUCUCCUAGCAAUUUUCAAUGGCAGUUUCCUUGAAUUUAAUUUGCUCCGAACCUUUAUUAUACACUCGGACACACCAAAUAGAGGCACUGCUAGAAAAGAUUGUUUGUGUUUUGGUAUGGUUUAAACUUGAACGAGAUGGCCUUAAUAAAUGUAAAAUCCUUUUUUUUUUUGCAGGUAAACUGCAAGCUUUUCGUUUUGAACUCCACCAAUCAGACGUGGAAUGAAAGGGGCCGAGGCUACCUACGACUUAAUGAUAUGGCAAGCCAUGACAGUGGGAUGUUCCGAUCACGAAUAGGUAGAACACCUCAUGAUAAAACAGACACAUGGCCAAUCCUAAAAAAUGCACCAAUGCAUUUUGUUUUUGGGGACUCCCCUGACAUUUUUUAUUUUAUUUUUUUUAAAAAUGUUUUAAAAUUUUUGCCUUUUUUUUUUUUAAACUAGAAUCAAAACUUGUCAGUCUGCAACGUCCUACCUGUUCUGGGGUAGAGGUAGAGAGCCUUGUCUCUGGUGGUCUAGCAGAAAAUGAGUAGAGAUCCGUGCUGUCUCUAGCACAGAUUAUCAGUUUAGUGCUCCUUAUUCCUUCUACAUGUCAGUAAUUGAUGGCAAAGCUGGAUAAUUGUUAACCAGCAAGGAGGAUCACCACCAGAAGGUGCACCAGAACUCUAGAGACAUGGGGCAGAAAACAAAACAUUAUGAAAGAAUCAGAAGGUCAAGGUAGUAUGAUGGAAUAGAAGUUCCACCAGUACCAGGUUUCUCUUACCCAGGUCUACUUCAUACACCAGUGCACUACCCUGCAUUGCCAUUCAAAUAGCUAUAGUAUAGAUCUGAAAGCAUUUUAUUAACUUUGUUUUCAUCCAUAUGUUGAGGUAGUGUCAGUCAGAUGGUUUCAAAUAUCAAACCGCACAUGAUAUGAAGUCUACGCUCUUCAUAUCAAUAUCAGAUGAUCUUCAUAUUUGCUAGGACCUUGGAUACUACAAUUUUAUAGGGCUUUUAAUUGAAAAAUACCAUUGGCAUUUAUCUUUUCCAAAAAGUAAAGACCAAAUAAAUGUAGGAGGGUGGAAUAGGGGGAAAGGUAGGAUACCUUAGUGUAGAAACCCAUGUGAUGAUGUGAAAUUAGUUUCACAAACUUGUUGGAGCACUAACAUUAAAAUGUUGUGCCAUCAUAAAAUAUUCAUCCUUCAAAACAGAAGGCACACCACUGUUAUAGAUGCACAGUCCUAAACAUUAACCACAAGCACACACAUUGAUAGGGCACAUGGAAAGGCUCCCCGUUCCUCCUCUUUCUGGCUAUUUUAAAUGCUGUAUUGACUUUUUCCUCUCAGUGACAAGCUGUACCAGAUAUCGACUCAUGAUGUUGGGAAGUUUGGGCCUGUGGCAUCAGAAACUCCUGCCAGGUAGCAGGGAAAGGUGGCGGCCCAAGGGAGAGGUAAAAGGCAUUUUUGUUUUUGCUUAUAUGGCAAAAUUAAACAAUUGCAGAGGUGAGAAAACAGCGCCUUGAGGCAGGAACUGAAUAGCACUGUGAGGUUAAAGUAGAGUUUCUAAAGGAGUACAUACAUAAAUCUAAUGUUAAUUGGGUGACUACAUCUCUGGGUUUUUUAAAUUUAGAUCUUGUUUUAUUUCCUGUAUUUGGCCUGCAGUCUUACUACUGCCUCAACAGGACAGACUGUAUUUAUAGCAAUGCACCCCAAGAAAGAUAAAUUCAUUUAAAAUACAAUAUUUUGUAAAAACAAACAAAUCAUAGUGGAAAUUUUCUGUUUCGGUUAAACUUUUCUUGAUAAUGAACCUGUAUCUAACAAACACGAUAAAAGUUCAGUGUAUGUAGAGUAUUCAUCUAAUAAACCCCUAGGAUUCUAGUCCAGAUAAACGUUCACAAGAUGUAUUCUGGCAAUUGAGAGUCAGCAGAUGGUAGGUAGGUAGUCAUGUUUAUAGUCACCCAUGAUUUGAAACCCAUGCUCUAAAGGAGAUGUAAUAUGGAGGUCUAUCAAAGUUUGACUUUGGAUCACUCUGUAAAAUAUAUACAUGUACUGCACACAGUUAACUUAAAUAUACCAAUAAUAGUAGUAUGGCACACACACACCUUUUUAGGUUAGUUUGCUUGUUUUAGAAUUCUUGGACUGUGCACAUAAUAAUCUGUAUUGUAUCAGACAAAAUCAUUUAAAUACAAGAUUAAUUCUUCCUAUUUUAUGGUUAGGCAGCUACAGUUUUUAAAAAGGUGAAAAUCUCCAUUAAUUAUGGUGAUUACUAUUUAAAUAAAGUUAAUGAUAAAGUCCCAGCUUUCUACAGACCACCACAAUAUUUUUUUUUUUUCUCGCUCUCUUAAGUGUUGGGUCUCCUAUAUAAACCCAGCACUAGGUUUUUACACCCUCUCUCUACCCUUACUCCAUGCAUGGUAGCCCGUUGUGGCCUCACUUCUUUCCUAUACCAUGGCCAACCAAGUGGGAGAGUGCUGAUAUCCCCUAGCUUCAUUUUCUCAUCCUUAAGGCCUUGAGAUGAAGUGCAUAUUUACAAUAUGAACAUAUGGACAGACUUUGUUGCCUAAUGAAAAACAAGUGAACGAAUGGAUUUUAUUUUUUUCAUCUGAUACCAAAUUUUUAAACCAUGAAUUUACAUGGUCAAAUCAUGAGAUAAGAAAUUGCAUAUAUGUAUUUGAGUUUUUGUUACUAUAUUUAUUUUUUAUAUGCACGGCCAAUCUGUCUAGGACAGUAUUGUUUUUUGUUUUUUCUUGGGCAAAUCAUUAGUGGGUGGGAUUGGGUAGCAGAAGGACUUGGCUAUUUCAUUUAAAUUGCUUUCGUGUUUGUUCUUGUGCAAGAAAACUCUAAGGCUUCUCAGUAAGCAUGUUGUAGUUCUCAUCAUCCUUGAAUUUCAGGAGUCCUUGUCCUUCUGCUAAUUUGACAAAUUUGUUGUGGAGAGUUACAACCUCAGCCAAAGAAUGAGAUAUAUAAAAAAAAAAAGGCUGUAUCUCUCUCAAAUAUAAUUCCACUGGGUCUUUGGGGGUUAUCAUUUCCUUUUUAAAGCCAUCAAAUAUCUACCAUAAAUUGUUGAGAUGUGCCAUGGGGAAAGAUUUUUAUUUUUAUUUUUUAAAUGCGAAGUCUAAUUUGAACAGUUGUAACUUUGGUCCAAACCUAAUCAGUUUUUGAUUUUGGUUUUUGUCUAUCAAUAUUUAAUUUUAGUGAUGAGAAACUAUGGCAGCCUGAAACUGAUCUUCAACAGCAAAAUCUUUGAUCAGAUGAAAUUAGAGAGAGCCAAUCGAAGGAGCCUGCGUAUCACUGCCACAGAUCUGACGGACAACAAUCUCAAAGUGUUUCUGAUCCAGGUGAGGGGAAGCUUAAAAACUCUGAAAUCAUGCCUCAAUGCACCAUAUGUGCUUUCCUAGCUAUAGAAAUCCUAAAUGUAUUCAUAGUUCGUAAACUUCUUUAUUAAAUUCCCACUCCUGGCAGAUUUUCUUCUAUGGACCUCAAGCAAAUUCAGCCAGUAAAAUGUCCUAUUAAGUUCCAAAUUUCUUGAGCUUCUCGGGAAUUCUUUAAAACCAGACCAUCUAUGUCCACCAUCCAAAGCCUUAUACCAAUGGGCCCUUAUAUCAAUGGGAAUCACUUGGCACAAAUCUACAAUAAAAAAAAUAAUGCAGUCUGCGGAAUAAAAAUAUACACGGGAACAGUUUAGAAAUUUAAAAUCAAAGGGAUAUGGACUUGACGUUUUUUUUGUUUUUUUUUCUUCUCUCACUGUGUGCCUCAAUGGUAGCUUCUGCUGAGUGCCAGUCUAUAGCCUCCUGUUAUCCCUCAACUCAGUGUGCUGGGACUGAGUCAUCGACAGAGUGGGGCCAGCAGAUGCAAUUCUGCCAUAAGCUUCCAGGUUAUAAGGGGUUUAACCGGUCUUCUACUCCUUCUACAAAAAAUAGAGAAAUAUAUAUUUAACCCCUCCCCCCAUUACCUUUAAUUUGUGGUAUACACCGAAUUGAAAUCUCCCAGAACUUUUUAAUGUUUUUUUCAAAUUAAAUAAAUUGAUUUGUUGUUGUGCAUUUAGCUUAUACUGGCUAUUAAGUGCAAUAGCUGGCCCAGCGCCUACUGCAGCUACAGUGAAGUUAAAGGGAAAAACAAUUGACUGGGUAACAAAAAAAGAUAGCAAGUGCUUUUUAUGGGUCCCAUUAUGUCUAGAACAUCUUCAUAGUGGUGUGUUAAUUAUGAAAUAAAAUUGUCCUCUUUCAGGCCAGUGUGAAGGAUGCUGGACGUCUUUAUGCUGCAAUCCAUCAUCGGCUUGUAGCGUUACGGACCAGUAGAGACCAGGAGCAGAAGGUGCCGUCCUUACACACUGAAGAUGACUUGGAUUCACUUCCCUUAAACGGUGAGAGUAGCGAGGAUGAAGAGGAAGAUGAAAUGACAAGGUUACACAUCACUGGUAGGUCACAUAACUUCAUUUAGGUAGGCUUUGCUUUAAACUGCAGAUAAAGUAAGAAGCAGUAGAAAAUGAUUCUCAGAGAAGACCCCUUCUGAUAAGCUGAUAAAUGACACUGAAUUACAUAGAAAACCUUUCAAAUGUGUCACCUGCAUGUCCAUAGCCUGUAAAUUUCCAUAAAAAUACACUUCUGAAGACUUCUCUUCUGCAGCAAAUGCACAGGUUGCUGGUGACGUCUGCUUUAAUCACAAACUGGCAGAGUUAUCUCAACCAGUAUCUGAUCUUCCGUGAUCCAUGUAUGCAUAGGGAUGAAUGAGAAAUACAGAAAUACGGUGCAUAGGGAUGAAUGAGCCACAUUGGCUCACAUAAUGAAUGUCUCCAAUUUUUAACUACUGGGAAAUUACCCAAUGCGGUCUCUACAGUCUCUGAGACAAAGUAAUGUAAAAGAGUUUUUUGUGAAGGAAUAAACUUAGGAAGAUAAAUACUUUAAUUUUUUUGCCUAUGUAUUAAAAUGCAUAAGAAACUUAUACGUGCGAGAUUUAUAUUUUACAUGUUAAAAAUGGUAGUCCUGGGGAUCUUUUUAAUUAUGCUGAUUCUAAUUCAGGUUUAAUUUGUUCUUCAGAUCACCACCAGUGGAUACGCAGACAGCCUGUCCUGUAUUCCUGACGGUGCGCCCCAGCUUGAAGACAUUCUUGUGAUUUUAAUAUUCUAUGCAAUGGCACUUCAGAACCGUAGUGCUGGACUUAGUGGGUUGUGGGGAUCUCAUUUAACAAACCAUCCAUAAUGACAUACUGGACAUUAAGAAGAUGUAGGAAUUUAUAAAUAAUCUCUGAAUAUAUACAUGAAAAAGAAAAACCAACUAUUGCAUACUUGUACAUAGAAUCUGAUCUAUAGGAGUUCUACAUCUGCAGGAAUUAAUCGAAGAGGACAUGGGACAUUUUGAUUUCCACCACUGCGAUGUGUGUAGAAACUGUUAUAGACACAAUAGACUGACUCAUUGCAAUAGAAUAAGAAGUAUGUGAGGAGUUAUUAGGAUAUCUCUGUUUAUACCUCAGAAAUAAUGACUUUGAGCGCACUUUAAUUGAUGGAUCCUGCGCAUUCCUUUUAAAAAUAGUUUGCAAGAAGAUCCAGAAUGGUCUACGCUGUAACUUGUGUCAAGUUCUGCACUACCCUGUAAAACUGGCACUAAUACGCUCCCAUGCCUACCGAUCUGGAGUUAUAGUAUGUGUUUUGUAUCCGUCCAGAAAGGUAUAUUAUAUGAAUAAGCAAUGAUCAUUCAUCAUAUUGAUGGCUAGAAUCUGUUUUGACUUUUGUAAUGAGUUGUGAUAAUUUAUUUUUUAAUAUUCAGCCAUAACCAGAUAUUUGAUAAGUUGAUGACUGUUGUUCACAGUGGCCCAUCUUAUGAUUAUGUAAGACUUUAAAAGUUGAGGAGUUUAUUUUAUCUCCUGCCGCGUUUAUAAAGGUGCUGUUUCAUCUAGAUAGAAAAGUCUUUUAAGUGAAGCGUAUAAAAUUUUAAAGGGAAACAAUCACUUCUGUGAGAAUAACACUGUUGCAUAAAACAUUGGACAUAACCUGUAAUUUGUGUUAAUAUUUUCCACGUGAAGCUUCCUUUUAAUUUAACUGUAUAUAAAGAUUUAUCAUUUGACAUCACAAUCCAAUUCAGUUCUGGCACAGGCAGGGCACACAUAACAUUGAAAGAGGAGGAAAAAACUAAAACAUUGCGUCAUCACUUCUCUCUGUGCUGACUUAGAGGUGCUAAGGCUGUGAUACGGCAGCACUUAGAACAAUGAUUGACAGGGAGCCAUGAUGCAGCAAUUUAUUUCCCGAAUAGAGAAAAAUACAAUGGUAUGAAUGUUUAAACCGAAUUUUAUUUUUAUGUACACUUUCUGGCCAUUCACAAACCCUAUGGAUUGUAUUCAAUAGACUAGUUGAAACAGCACUUAUUGUAUAUGGCGGUUGGGCUAGUGUGUGCUACAUUUUAAACUAUUUGUUUACCUAAUCUGAUAUGUAUUUUUGAAAUUGUUCUACCUAUAUAUUCAUGUAUACAGAUUUAGAUUUCUAUUUUAUUAAAGGUUAUUAUAUGGUAGUGUAAUAAAUAAACUGACCGUCUAUUUAAUGGAAUAUGUUUGGCAUGCUUGGGACAGAACAAUCCUUCUGUUUACACGUUUAAUAUAAUUUCAUAUUGUUUGCUUUCUGUCAUUAAAAAUAGCCAUUUCCAGAACGUGUGUGCACUCAGCAUCUUUUAAAUAAAUAAAUAAAAGCCAUGUACUAGCUUAAUUGGUGGCAAGUACGAAACUGGAAA
Messenger RNA from Pelobates cultripes (western spadefoot toad), 35172 nucleotides. NCBI's taxonomy places the organism in Eukaryota, Metazoa, Chordata, Amphibia, Anura, Pelobatidae. The record is from the annotation of a GenBank genome assembly.